AACAGCACGUAACGGGGCCUGCUCUAACUUUCGGACGGGCCGAGUGUAUCCCAAAUCGAAGCAGAGAACCCUAGCUUCCAAAGAUGACAGAUCCAGGUGUUGACCCAGUCUGCCAAUCGUGCCUUGUCCGGAUCGCGGCAAAAACGUACUAGUCACCUAGCGCGUUGGGGGAAGAAUGCCGGCCAGCGUUUCUACAAGUGCUGGAAUCACAAUCCAUCAGGCGGUGGAUGUGAUUUCUACAGGUGGGAGGAAGCUUACGCGGCGCAUCUUGCGACUCUUGGAGAAGCAGCAUAUCCAGUGGCGCAAAUCGUGCCAGGCGCCCAGGCCAGAUGCAGGGCGGGCAGGCGGCUGGAGCUCAAGUUGUGCAGCCGCCGCAUGUUCAUCCGGGGCAGCAGAACGGAGCGCCGGAGGCGUCGCAUGCUGCAUCCUUUGGCAGUGCAGUCGCAUGAUACAUGCCUGCGGUAGCUUCAGUUGCAGGUCGUCAGGGUGCCAUCAUCGCCGACGCUGCAUCCAUAAAUCUUGUGGUCUCCGUAGCAACUUUAGUGAUUGACGUGGCCAUUCUCAUGUUGGUGGUGGCGGAUGUUGUACUGCGUGUGCUUAAUUAGCUGUUGCGGUGAAGAUGACAGCCAGACUUGGUGGAAGUAGUGUUAAGUGCUAUGUAAAUUAAGCUCGUCAGUACGGUUUAGGUGUUCAAAGUGUGGAUGUCAGUAGCAAGUGACGCUGUACGCAAAGUGUGGUCAAAGUGUGGAUCUGGAGCCCGUGAGCCAGGUGCUGGCGCCGGCGGCAGUGAAAGGUUCGAAGCUUCGCCGGUGCAGGGCUACGUGCGUCGUCACGAAUGUAUUCGCUGAUGGUUGAGGAGGGUGACAAUCAAGGUUUGUCUGAUGGAGUGGACUAUGACAAGGAGAUCCAAGACAGGUCGCCCGAGGGGGAGCGGGCAGGUGAGUUAAAAGAAGACCAGCCGAUUAUUACAUCCCGGUUGUCAGUCAAGCGUGUGGUAGGGACUGUCGCAAAAUUUGAUGAAUACAAGAGGUGGCUUGUAACUGAAACUGGAUUUGGCAGAAUUCUGAAGCUGCCAAUGCUUGCCAAGCUCGAUCUGAGAAUGAGUGUUUGGGUCAUGAGGAAGGUAAAUGCUCGGUGUCGUGUAAUUGACAUCGAUGAUGACAAGAAGAUUGGAUUCACAGCAGAAGAUUUCCACAAGGUUAUUGGCAUCCCGUGCGGGAACCGAGACGUGUGUGGCAGGGAUGCACAAAUUGCUUCUUCGGCGAUCAAUUUCAUUAAGCAGACAAUCGGGAUGGAUAGUACAGUUGCUCAGAACCUGAAGGCGGUUGAAAGUUUUAUAAACAGAGAGUUUUCUGAGGAUUCGAGCAAGAAAAGGAUUGUUUUUAGAUCGCAUUCGUCAAUUUUGUCAUGGGCUACUUGGUAGCGCCAUGUAC
Aegilops tauschii subsp. strangulata is the source of this 1433-nucleotide messenger RNA. The record is from RefSeq and is a predicted model, not a curated record. NCBI's taxonomy places the organism in Eukaryota, Viridiplantae, Streptophyta, Magnoliopsida, Poales, Poaceae.